This is a messenger RNA of Scleropages formosus (Asian bonytongue), 2408 nucleotides long. RefSeq names its product regulator of G-protein signaling 18. The transcript has 8 exons. Bases 582 to 1580 code for a protein of 332 amino acids. The record is from RefSeq and is a predicted model, not a curated record. NCBI's taxonomy places the organism in Eukaryota, Metazoa, Chordata, Actinopteri, Osteoglossiformes, Osteoglossidae.
CCCCCUCCCCCAAAAACAUAAAGCCAGUAAAUUCCUUUGGGUUAUUUUAACCUCUACUUUUUGGUUGCAUAACUCUAAGUGUGAAGUAACGUAAAUGACACUGGACAGUCAUUCAAGAAGGCCGGUUCCUCAGGAACAUACCUCAGAAUAUAAACAGUCCCCUGAGAGCCAAGAAAAAAAAGAGGCGAGCUGGAGCAGAACACGGUCACCGGGUGUGCCUUAGUCGCGUGCGGCGACGAGUCCGUGCGGUGUCACCACCACCACGCGCGAUCAUUGAGCGGCGCGGAAAUCACGAAUGGUGAUUUACACGUCCAUGAUCGUGUACAGAUGUGACUUUCGGCUGUGGGAGUGUGAAGAAAAGCGAAUCAGAGGAGGUAAAACCCGAGAGGAGUGACGAGAGAGAGAGAGAGAGAGAGACACCGCGCGCGGACGGCUCGAGAUUCGCGGGCUUAUUCACAACACACAGCACCGCGCACAUGGACACUUGAUACGCUCCCUAUUGCAGUUUGAUUCACCUGUUACAUCUUAUAGCCCCCCCCCCCCCGAUUUGGCACCCUUCCCUGUCUCCCCCGCUGUGAGCCAUGCGGCGGUUCAGCUCUGAGGGCUCUCUGUUGGACCUGGACUUUCUCCCUUGGAAGAGGGUGUCCCCCUUAAAAUCUGACUAUGCGCAAGAUGGUGUGUCCAGCACCUGCGUGCUGCAGCAGGGUGCUGACAUGGUCGACGGUCGAGCGACGGCCCCGCAGGCGCAUGCACAGGGGGAGCUGUGUAAGGAUCACAGCUUCAGCACUGAGAAUGUAAUGGAUCUGGAGAAGCUGGAACCUGGGGCUGGGUUCCUGGGCGUGGCACCCAUCAGCGAGGGCUGCCGGGCCUACAGCGACAGCCAGCUGGCCCCUGGCGCGCCCCACCGUGAGGCAGCUGGUACGGAGGAAACCUCUUCCUCCACCUCCUCGCCUAGCUUGGCCACCUCUUUCUCCUCCAGAUAUGUCCACAAACAGCACACCAAGGCCAAGCUGACAUCAGCCAAGCUCCACCUGAAGAGUCUGUUCGGACAGAAUCACCAUGCCCACCACUCAAACACAGUCAGUUCAGAACAGAGAGAUCACGAGAGCAGAACCAGAGAGAGAAGGUCCCGUCUGCCGUUUUUCCGGCAGUGGAGCCAGGUGGGCCCCAGCAACGCAAGGCUGAGUCGAGAGGAGCUGCAGAAAUGGCGGGAGUCUCUGAGUGCACUGCUGGCCAGUCGCAUGGGCGUGUCUGUGUUUGGUGCAUUCCUACGCUCUGAGUUCAGUGAGGAGAACCUGCAGUUCUAUCUGGCCUGUGAGCAGUACAGACACUCCUCCAACAACUUCAGCCUGCAGAGGAGGGCAAGGGACAUAUGCUCCACCUACAUCCAGCCGGGCUCGCCCAGAGAGGUGAACCUGGACUGUAAGACCAGAGAGCUCACCUUGCAGCUGCUCCAGGCACCAUCCCGCAGCUCCCUGUUACAUGCGCAGCGCCGCAUUUACUCGCUGCUGGACACUGACUGCUACCCCCGCUUCCUGCAGUCUGGCCUCUACCAGUCCCUGCUCAGGGAUGCCUACUAGCAGGAGCAAGACUGUGGGGGGAGUAGAGCAGGGAGGGGAAGUUGCCUUCUGUAUAUGAGGGCUAUAGGUAGUGGGUUGAGUGACUGGGCAUUGGAGAGAGGCAGCCAUCUCCCAUUAGUCAGAGCUGCUUCUCAAAGCCCGCAUAUCAUAUCUAGUUGAUUUCUUCAAUUUUUUUAGUUCCUUGGUGACUUACACCAAAAGUAGGUCACACGGUCUACUGAGCACAACCAAAACAUUACUCUGGAGGGGGAAAACACUUCAGGAGUGUAAAAGGUCUGCUCCCUUUGUAAGUUGCUUAUUCUGAGGAGGAUAGACCUUUUAUAUCUCUGCCAACACUGUAAAAUUACUCAUGUUCGGUAUCUUUGGUAGGUACCAUGAAGGGUCUGAACAACUUUAAAAGAUAUUGUUAGGAUAUUCUUAGAGGAAUCUUGGGUUCAGAAGAAAAUGAGAUGAUGGCAAGUUGGGGAAUUUUGUCCCAAACGGCAAACUCCAUCUUAUCGCUAUAUCUCCUCUCCCACAAUGCACUGCUGUGCUGUCGUCAAAAGAGUUGCAUUCCUGUCCUCUGUCAACCAAUCAGUUUAGUUCUUCUGGUGCCCUCGUCUACAAGACGAGCACUGCAUCCGUUCAGAUAUGCAUCUUGUCAUGAGAGAUACUUUCCUUGGUAGGCCUUGCCAAGUUCCCAUGUUAUCACUGCACUGAGAGAGCACCAGAUAAAUACAGGAUAUAUUUAUACAGUUGAUUUAUAUUUCACGUAAUGGCACAUUUUAUGUCUUGAGUCUACUUGAAAGAAGGGCAUUUAGAAAAUAAAAGAUGAUUUUUAUAUGUAAA